AUGAACGAACCAGAAAGAAAUAAAAGAGACAUUCAGAUAUCCAAGGCGAUGUCGUAUCUCUUGAGACACGCCGCUGUCAAAGAGAAACUCGCUAUAGAUGAAGAUGGUUAUGUUCAGAUAGAAGAUCUUCUCAAGCACCAGAGAUUGAAAACGUUCAGAACUUCAAUAGCAGACUUAGAAAGAGUCGUGCAGAACGACAACAAACAGAGAUACACCAUUAAGGACAAUGCCAUCUGUGCCAACCAGGGCCAUUCCAUCAAGAGCGUAGGAAGUGAUAACCUCGAGUUGCUAACUUUAGAAACCAUACCCUCAGAAGUAUAUCAUGGAACCUACCGAAAUAAACUAGGUUUGAUAUAUUCCAGUGGAGGUCUUAACCGACUCCGCAGAAAUCACAUCCAUAUGACAUCUAAAGCGUACUCUGUGAAAUCAGGAAUACGCUACAAUGCCAAUGUGUUAAUCUACAUAGACGUAGCCAAAUGCAUGGAAGCCGGUAUCAAGUUCUACAAGAGUUUGAACGAUGUCAUUUUGAGUGAGGGAGAUGAAAAUGGCUACAUCAGUUGGAAAUACUUUGACAAGGUGGUCGAAGUCAAGACGGGAGAAAAACUAGAUACCCAAGAAUACGAAAAAUAG
Messenger RNA from Scheffersomyces stipitis CBS 6054, 630 nucleotides. It is a transcript of the gene TPT1, whose product is annotated as tRNA 2'-phosphotransferase. Gene Ontology annotation, biological process: tRNA splicing, via endonucleolytic cleavage and ligation. The transcript has a single exon. NCBI's taxonomy places the organism in Eukaryota, Fungi, Ascomycota, Pichiomycetes, Serinales, Debaryomycetaceae. Bases 1 to 630 code for a protein of 209 amino acids. Gene Ontology annotation, molecular function: tRNA 2'-phosphotransferase activity. The record is from RefSeq and is a predicted model, not a curated record.